This is a messenger RNA of Saccharomyces paradoxus, 744 nucleotides long. RefSeq names its product Ent4p (gene ENT4). Gene Ontology annotation, biological process: actin filament organization; endocytosis. The coding region runs from base 1 to 744 and encodes 247 amino acids. Lineage: Eukaryota; Fungi; Ascomycota; Saccharomycetes; Saccharomycetales; Saccharomycetaceae. The transcript has a single exon. Gene Ontology annotation, molecular function: phospholipid binding; clathrin binding. The record is from RefSeq and is a predicted model, not a curated record. Gene Ontology annotation, cellular component: endosome; plasma membrane; clathrin vesicle coat.
AUGCCUUUGUUAGAUACCUUCAAGAGUUUUAUUCAAUCACCUACAGAAUCAAAGGUGAAACAGGCCACCAACGAGGACGAGACAAGUGGAGCCACGGGGACGCUUAUGAACGAGAUAUCAAUCCUGACCUACAGUCCCAAGACAGUACGAGAAAUCAUUCAGGUAAUCCGGAAGCGAUUGCUACUUGGGCAGAACAGAAGAAAUUCUCAUCGAAAUUGCAUCCAGGUAAUGAAGACGCUGACUUUGGUCUCCUAUCUGAUGAACAACGGGUCCAAUGAAUUCAUCAAGUGGCUAAAAAGCAACAUGAUACUAAUUGAAAUCCUAGAGGAUUUCCAGGUCCAGGAUCCUCGGGAUGAACGUAAGGCGGAAGAUAUUCAAAAGCUAAGCAGGAACGUUUUGGGGCUGCUGCAAGACGACGGGUUACUAGAAAAACAGCGCAAGGACGUAAUCCAAUUCCGGUCAAGCAUAUCAACUCCGGGCAGGAAGUCCACAGACAAUAGCCAUUUGAAGCUGGAAGAAAUGAGAAACGAGCUCACGCGACAAAGCUUAGAAAAGAAAGCAAGGUCUCCAACCACUAGCACUAGUCUAGAUUUCCAGAGACAACGGACAAGGAAUACGCACGAAUACGCCCGAUUCUCUUUGGAUCCUCUGGCGGAAGAAGACAGCGAGGAUAAUCCCUGCACAUCAGGCGGAAUAAGUAAGCUCUCCUUCAGGCCUAAAUCCUCAAAUAAUCCAUUCAGAUGA